AUGGCAAGCAGUUCCAAUAAAAAAAAUAUUGAUACAGACAAAUUUAUUCAAUGGGUCGAGGGUGGCGUUGCUGAAGAUUAUAUCAAUUGUCAUGUUUAUAGCGAAUUUAAAGAUAUUAGAUUUAUAGGUCAUGGAGCAUUUGGUAAAGUAUAUAAAGCUACUUGGAAAAAUUCAAAUACUAUUGUCGCAUUAAAAUCUUUUGAGAGAAAUAAUCUUAUUAUAAAAGAAAUUGUCAAUGAGAUAAAAUUAUUGCAUAAAGUUAAUCUUCAUGUAAAUAUUAUUCGGUUUUUUGGUAUCGCUAAAAGAGAAAACAAUGAAGAUAAUAUAGAUCCAACUUCAAAUUAUUUGCUUAUCCUUGAGUAUGCAGAUAGUGGUACAUUAGGAAAUUAUUUGAAAGAUAAUUUCAGUAAAUUAGAUUGGAACGUAAAAUUGCAAUUUGCAAUUCAAAUUGCUGAUGCAGUCUCAUGUAUACAUCAAAACAAUAUCGUUCAUUGUGACUUACAUUCAGAUAAUAUAUUAAUUCAUCAGAAUAUAGUAAAAUUAGCAGACUUUGGACUUUCACGUAAAUUAGCUGAAGUAUCAACUCAAAAUCAUAUAUAUGGAAAAAUAGCUUAUAUUGAUCCACAACAUUUUCAAGAACAAAUAGAUAAAAAUAAUAAAGUUGGUUAUCACUAUAAACCAAAUGAGAAAUCAGACGUGUAUAGUGUUGGUGUACUUCUAUGGGAGAUAUCAUCUGGGGAAAAACCAUUUAAAUCAUAUAAUUGUUUUUAUCACCAACCAAAAUUAAUGUUGGAAAUUUCAGAGGGAAAAAGAGAGACACCCAUUCCUAAUACGCCAAAUGAUUACAUUAACAUUUAUACAAAAUGUUGGAAAAAUAACCCAAGUGAUCGACCAGAUAUGCAACAAGUAUUGUCAAAUCUAAAAUUAGUUAAUUUGAAUAUAAUUGACACAAACACUUUAUUAAUCAAUGAAAACGAUACUAUAAUUGCUAUUGAAAACAAUAAGUCACUCGGUAAUGAUAAUAUUACUAAUAAUCAAUUAAAUUUUAAUAAUGAAGCUAAUGAGCAGAUUAAUAAUAUUGAUUUAAAUAAUGAAAAUAUCAUUAAUGAGUUAUUGUCACUAUAUGAAAAUGCUAUUCAAAGAGGAAUUAGUAAAGAAGAUUUUAUUCAACUAAUUAAGCAACACAUAAUAAUGAAAAAUAAAAGCAAAAGAGAAAUAUUUAACUAUUUAUUAGAUAACAUGAAUAAGCUACAAAAUAUUUUUCUAUUAGCAAUUUUUUAUCAUUAUGGAAUCAUAACUAGUGCAAAUGAAAUUAAAGCAUUUGAAUUAUAUAAAGAAGCUACUGAAAAAGGUCAUAAUAAUUCUAUGAAUUAUCUUGGAAAUUGUUAUAAACAUGGGAUAGGAACUGAAAAAAAUGAAAUUAAAGCAUUCGAAUUAUACAAUGAAGCAGUUGAAAAGGGUCAAGUUAAUGCAAUAAGUAACUUAGGAUAUUGCUAUCAAUAUGGAAUAGGAAUUGAAAAAAAUGAAAUUAAAGC
Molecule: messenger RNA, 1535 nt
Organism: Rhizophagus irregularis DAOM 181602=DAOM 197198
Lineage: Eukaryota; Fungi; Glomeromycota; Glomeromycetes; Glomerales; Glomeraceae
Biological process (GO): protein phosphorylation
Molecular function (GO): protein binding; ATP binding; protein kinase activity
Source: RefSeq, a predicted model, not a curated record